Molecule: messenger RNA, 3576 nt
Organism: Aspergillus glaucus CBS 516.65
Lineage: Eukaryota; Fungi; Ascomycota; Eurotiomycetes; Eurotiales; Aspergillaceae
Product: putative kinesin family protein (BimC)
Exons: 4
Coding region: 1-3576 (1191 amino acids)
Biological process (GO): mitotic spindle assembly; microtubule-based movement
Cellular component (GO): nucleus; spindle microtubule
Molecular function (GO): ATP binding; microtubule binding; plus-end-directed microtubule motor activity
Source: RefSeq, a predicted model, not a curated record
AUGGCUGGCCCCCCACGGCCUGCCUCUGGUCUGCCCACGAGACGGAGCGCGAUGCGACCACCUACCAAACGAACAACCUCAACCGCUACCGAUAGAUCGUCCUCUUCUGCUUCUUUAACUAGACCAUCUAGUAAUGCGCGCGCGCUUAAAUCGCCGAGCGAACCGUCCAGCAUCGUGAGCAAGAGAAAGGAGAGAGACUUCGAACGGGAAAUCAACGAGGACACUAGCAUUCGUGUUGUCGUGCGAUGUCGUGGUCGGAGUGAACGCGAAGUCAAAGAGAACAGUGGUGUGGUAGUCUCGACAGACGGUGCUAAAGGGAAGACAGUAGACCUGUCAAUGGGACCGAACGCGCUGUCGAAUAAGACAUACACGUUCGACAAGGUCUUAUCUCCGGCUGCUGAUCAGACAAUUGUUUAUGAUGAUGUUGUUCUUCCAAUUGUCAACGAGAUGCUUGCAGGUUACAACUGCACCAUUUUCGCAUACGGCCAAACCGGAACGGGAAAGACAUAUACGAUGUCCGGUGACAUGACAGACACAUUGGGCAUUCUAUCCGACAAUGCCGGCAUUAUUCCACGCGUUCUGUACUCAUUGUUUCACCAAUUGAAGGAUACAGAAAGCACCGUGAAGUGUUCAUUCAUCGAAUUAUAUAAUGAAGAUCUGCGCGACCUACUAUCGUCCGAAGAUAACUCGAAGCUGAAGAUUUACGAGAAUGAGAAGAAGGGUCAAAACGGAAGUACCAUGGUUCAGGGAAUGGAAGAGACCUAUAUUGAUACAGCGCAUGCCGGUAUCAAACUGCUCCAGCUUGGUAGCCACAAGCGCCAGGUUGCUGCGACCAAGUGCAACGAUCUGAGUUCGCGCAGUCAUACCGUUUUUACGAUAACAGUGUACACCAAGCGGACGACAGAAUCGGGAGAGGAAUACGUUAGCCCCGGAAAACUGAAUCUGGUCGACUUGGCCGGAAGCGAGAACAUCCAACGCAGUGGUGCCGAGAACAAACGUGCAGCAGAGGCUGGGCUAAUCAACAAGAGCUUACUCACACUGGGCAGAGUCAUCAAUGCGCUUGUAGAUAAGAGUAGCCAUAUUCCCUACAGAGAAUCGAAACUCACGCGUCUGCUGCAAGACUCUUUGGGGGGGCGAACGAAGACUUGCAUUAUCGCCACAGUCUCAACGUCGAAAACGAACCUCGAGGAAACAAUAUCGACCCUGGAUUACGCUUUCCGAGCUAAAAAUAUCCGCAACAAACCGCAGAUCAACUCCACGAUGUCCAAGAAGACUCUUCUACGAGAGUUCACUUUCGAGAUUGAGAAGCUCAAGGGAGAGCUUAUUGCCACGAGACAUCGAAAUGGCGUUUACAUGGCACCCGAUGCAUACGAGGAGAUGACCAUGGAGAACGAGUCUCGAAGGAUAGUCAACGAGGAACAACGAGCCAAGAUUGAAACCAUGGAGUCGAGUUUACGCCACAAAGUCCAAGAACUUUUUACGUUGACCAGUAAUUUCAACAACUUGAAGAAGGAUAACGAGGAGACGCAGGCCGCCCUCAACAAUACCAACGAUGUCCUCGAGAAGACGGAGAUAGUUUUGAAUGAUACCAAGGCGACCCUUGAAGAAGAGGAAUUGCUCCGAAAAGCUCACCAAGAAACCGAGACACAGCUUCAAAAUGUUGGAACCGGACUUGUGUCGACACUGGGCAGCACUGUCAAGGAUGUGGAAGGUUUGCAUGCAAAGAUUCAGCGUAAGGCCGACUUGGCAGCACUCAACCAACAAUCCUGGCAAACGUCUAGUGGCGAAGUUUCCGAUGUUACAAAGCAAAUCGACGCCCGGGUAGGAGCUUUCCAGGAUCAACAUUCAACGCUCGUGGAGACCAUCUCGGACCGGAUCAGCCAAUUUGUCGAGACUGAAUUGAACAAUGUGCAGUCAAGCCAGUCGCAGCUUGAAGGCUUCAGUUCAUCAUUCGACAAGGCAGAGGCAGAGGCUACCGCCCAGACCUCUGGUGCACACGAUGAGAUGAACGAGGUACUCGAGGAGAUCAAGGUCUUGCGUGAAGAAGUCAAGGGUCGAGUCGGAGCAGGGCUGAAUGGCUUAUCGGCUGCAGCUGGUCGUAUUUCCAAGGAAGUUAUUGGCGAGUUUGCCGACUUCCAUGCUCAGCUCUAUGAAUCUUAUAGCACCCUUGGCAAGGACAUGAAGUCCAUGUUUGACGGCGUCGUGAACCAUCUUCAUGAGCAGAAGACUGAAAUCAGUCUUCUGCGAUCGCAACUUCAACAGGCCAACCAAGAGACCAUCGAGGCCAACCGCAAGGCUUCGUCUCAAUUGGCACAAUCUAUGGAAGAAGAGAAUGCAACUGCUGAAGCGGAGCGAGACCAGUUGCUGUCCCAAAUUAAGGUCCUGAUGGAUGAAUCACGUCAGAGACAAUUUGGCCGCAUGAAGAACAAGUUUGACGGUGUGAGGGUUGAUAUCUCGUCCUCGGGCGAUGCGCUGGAGCAAGCGACAACCCAGCAUGACCGUCAUGUCGAUGAGUGGGUGUUCAAAUCGGAGCAAUUCGCAAAGGACGUCACCGCAUCUCGGGACGAGGUCAAGACGAAAAUGCAGAACGACUGGGAGGCAUUUGACCAUCGCAACGUAUCUAUCCAAAAGGUUACCGAGUCCGUACAAGAGGAGACUGUCCGCAUUGUCGAUGCCCAGAUGAAAGACAUGAGCAAACAGAUGGGUGCAUUGGACGAUUUCGUCGCCAAGGCACGAUCCCAGAAUGGCCGCUUCCAUGAAGCGCAUCUGGAUAGCUUGAACAACAUGGCGUCCAAUGUCCGUCAAUCCUAUUCAACCGUCCAAGAGAAAUUCGGAGGAUUCGGUGAACGGGUUGAUCAACUACAGAACGACACUGCUCAGGACAAGGACAGCCUCUUGGAAGUCGCUGCACCUCUGACAGACGAGGUCCGGAACCCCCUGUCAGCCCUGCGCACGAACAUCCAAGCUCGCCCGUUGAAAGAAUACGUCGCCACCGGAGUCACUCCAGCAAAGCGCCCCUACGAGUAUCCAACAACCCUGCCUCAAACCGAAUCCCACGACGCCCUCGUCGCAAGACUCCGAAACUCCAAGCAACUCAAAGACCUCCCCUUCGGCGGUGAAGACAAAGUCACCCCCCUAAACAGCUCUUCACCCACAGCCUCACCAUCCAAGGGCUUCGUCUACAAUGACGCUGAGGAUGAGGUAGGACCAGAGCUACCUGCCCCUACCCCCGCCCCUGCUCCUGCUCCUGUCACCACUACUCCUUCCAACACGGGACUUAGGGAAGUUGAUGCAAACGUCGUCGCCAGACCGGCCGAUGAAGCCACCCUCGGCCGGUCCUCGUCCGUGAAACCUUUGGACUCAGAGAGUGAGCAUCAUCGCCCCGAGUCGAUGCCGUCGGACGAACCUCCGUCUAAACGGCACUGCUCUGCUACUGCAGUCGCGGAAAACAAGUUUCCGCAUAAAGCGCUUAAUAGGAAGAUGGCGGGGAUGAUGGGGGGUAGGGAGAAUGUGGCGCCGUCUCCUGCGACGCGGGCUUCGCGGAGACUUAGGGGUCGUCCUUCUAUGACUGGUUAG